AUGUCCUCGCGAUCGCGGUCGCCCUCUCGAGGCCGAUCCAAAACGAGAUCACAAACACCCCCAUCAGAUCGCCACCAAAGUCGUGCCCAACGAUCGCCUAGUCCCCGAUCACGCUCAAGAUCACGUUCUUUUACAAGAUCACCUCCCAGACGCGACUUGCGCAAUGGUCACGGCCAAGGUCGCAGGCCGAGUCGAAGCCCCAGCCGAAGCAGAAGUCCGAGUCGAGGCGAUAGACGUUCAUACCGAGAUCGCAGUUAUUCGCGAAGUCCAAGCAGAGAACCCAGGCGCAUCCAGAGUUCCAAGAUUGUGGUGGAAAAGUUGACCAAAAACGUGACGGAAGCUCAUCUGCGGGAAAUCUUUGGCACUUAUGGGCACAUUGAGUCGGUGGAUCUGCCCAUGAAUAAACAAUUCAUGACCAAUCGAGGAACCGCAUACAUAAUUUUCGACCAUCCUUCAGGCUCGGAGUCAGCCAUCGCACACAUGCAUGAGGCACAACUCGAUGGCGCAGUGAUUGCGCCAGAUAUCCUCGGUCAGGGCCACCGCCAGGUAGAUUUGGACCACCAAGAGGACCGGCACUUGGUCGCUAUCGAAGUUCACCCCCAAGAAGAGGUGGAUUUGGGGGCAGCAGACGCCCUACCGAUGACCAUGGAUAUGGCCCACGCUCAUACUCUCGAUCUAUAUCACCAAGACCGAGACGGAGAUCCAGUUCGGGUUCUAGAUCACCUUCUCGCAGUCCACCUCGACGACGUGGAGGUCCACCAGGUCGGAGUCCGCCAAGACGAAGAAGACGAAGUCCCAGUUACAGUUCACGGAGCAGCAUUAGUCACAGUCGAUCGAGAAGCAGAAGCAGAAGUCGUUCACGCAGCCGAGACCGACAGAGCCGCAGGUGGUAGAUGGGAGGAGAUGUAUUCCCAUUUUUAUUGUGGGGUUUGUCUGCGGAGAAAAGACACAGCUGUAUCAACAGAAAUAGACCUUGAAAGCAGACAAGGUUCUUGA
Molecule: messenger RNA, 996 nt
Organism: Exophiala mesophila
Lineage: Eukaryota; Fungi; Ascomycota; Eurotiomycetes; Chaetothyriales; Herpotrichiellaceae
Exons: 3
Coding region: 1-996 (331 amino acids)
Biological process (GO): mRNA splicing, via spliceosome
Cellular component (GO): nucleoplasm; cytoplasm; ASAP complex
Molecular function (GO): RNA binding
Source: RefSeq, a predicted model, not a curated record